AACGCUCACAUUUCGCUAAACCCUAAACCCUAAAUCCCCAUUUCUGGGGACUCCUCACACUUCUGCACCACACAAACCUCCAUGAAAGCGACGUCGCUUUCAGCAACUUUCAUGCCCGUCGGACUCUUACCCCAACUCCGACUCCUCAGCACCUCUGUUCCGGCGACCCGUUACCCGCCCAUGAAAUUCGCGCCUUCCAUUUCGUCCUCUCAGGCCGUACCCAUUUUGUCGCGGGUCUUCCCCUUGAGGCUUAGGUACGUAGGGUUGGGGCUUCGUCGCUCUCUGCAGACUGAGCGAGCAUUUUCAACUCGGGCGUUCCGGGGCUCCAGGACCGGGUCGGGGUCCGAGUUGCCACGUGCCUACGAGAGAAGAGCGGGUGGAGCUUCGAAGAGUCUGAUUGAGGACGAGGCUGAGCUCAGUGACUGGGUCAGCGAGUUAAAGAGUGACUCGCGCGGCGAAUCGGAGGGCCGUAGGGGGACGGUUGGAGAGAGGGGUACCGAUAGGGAGUCGUAUCCGAUGAAGAGGAGCAGGAGAGAUAGUGACUCAGGAGAUUUUGGUGAUUCUAAAAGGCGAGAAUCUCGAUCACCGAAUCAGUCUUUUUCGAGAAAUUCGGGGAUGAGUAAGCGAUUUGAUAAUAAAUCUGAGGGUGAUAGGAAAGAGAGAGCAUUUCCACCCAGAAACAGUCGUGGGAAUCUGAAUUCAAAUGGCGAUUUUGGAGAUUUGAGUAGGCGAAGAUUUCCGGCCCAAAAUGAUUCCUUUUCGAGAAAUGCAGGGACAAGCAAUCGCUUUGAUAACAAAUUUCGGAGUGAUGAUGACAAGGAAGACAGAUUUCCCCGUAGAAACAAUCGUGGGGACUCAAAUUCGUUUUCAAAAGGGAGUUCGAGUUCAAGGGUGAAAGGGGAAUCAUUUACCAGGAAUAGAGGUGGAAGAGAUUCGGGUAAAGAAUUGCGAGUAAUGGAUGAUACUGAAGAGGAGGAGGUAAAACCAUUUGGCGGUAUUGGGGAUUUUCUUAGUGAGGAAGAGAGUGACACUGCUGCUUCUGAUGAUGAUGGUUUUGGAGUAUUAAGAGAAAAAAAUGCAGCUUCUUUGCUUUGUGGUUCGGAUGAUGAAGCGAGCAAAAGGGUUCUGCCUAAAAGUUCAGCUGGAAGCUCUGACUCUUAUUUGAGUGAAUCGCGGUUUGAUCAAUGUUCGGUCUCUCCGCUGUCCUUGAAAGGAAUCAAGGACGCAGGAUAUGAAAAGAUGACUGUAGUGCAAGAAGCUACUCUUCCAGUAAUAUUGAAAGGCAAGGAUGUGCUGGCCAAGGCUAGAACAGGCACUGGAAAAACUGUGGCGUUCUUGCUUCCAUCAAUUGAAGUUGUUGUAAAUUCGCCUCCUAUUACCCGUGAUAACAAGCGACCACCAAUUUUUGUACUUGUUAUAUGCCCAACCAGGGAGUUGGCAAGUCAAGCUGCUACUGAAGCCAAUAAGUUGUUGAAAUAUCAUCCCUCUGUUGGUGUCCAAGUUGUGAUUGGUGGUACACGACUUGCUUUAGAACAGAAACGUAUCCAAGCCAACCCUUGCCAGAUUCUUGUCGCUACACCUGGAAGGCUCAAAGAUCACAUUGAGAAUACCGCAGGUUUUGCAACUAGGCUGAUGGGUGUCAAAGUCCUUGUACUUGAUGAAGCUGAUCAUUUACUGGAUAUGGGAUUCCGUAAAGAUAUUGAAAGGAUUAUAUCAGCUGUUCCCAAACAACGGCAGACACUUUUGUUUUCCGCCACUGUUCCGGAAGAGGUCCGUCAAAUCUGUCAUAUUGCUUUGAAAAGAGAUCACGAAUAUAUCAAUACAGUUGAAGAAGGCAGUGAAGAGACACAUGCACAGGUCGCACAGACGCAUUUGGUCGCUCCAUUGGACAGGCAUUUUUCCUUAGUAUAUAGCCUUCUUAAAGAGCAUAUUGCAGAUGAUGUUGACUAUAAGGUUCUUGUAUUCUGCACUACCGCUAUGGUAACACGACUGGUUGCAGACCUUCUUGGUGAGCUGAACUUGAAUGUCAGAGAGAUCCAUUCUAGAAAGCCACAGAGUUAUAGAACCAGGGUUUCUGAUGAAUUUCGGAAAUCAAAGGGUCUUAUUCUUGUGACUUCUGAUGUAUCUGCACGUGGGGUUGAUUAUCCAGAUGUUUCCCUAGUCAUACAGGUGGGCGUGCCAGCCGAUAGACAACAGUAUAUACAUCGACUUGGAAGAACUGGUCGUAAAGGCAAAGUGGGGCAAGGGAUAUUGCUACUGGCUCCUUGGGAGGAGUUCUUCUUGUCCAAUAUUAAGGAUUUGCCAAUAUCCAAGGCUGCUGUACCGUCAGUCGAUCCAGAUACUACGAAGAAGGUGGAACGAGCACUGUCCAAUGUGGAGAUGAAGAACAAAGAAGCAGCGUACCAAGCAUGGCUCGGGUAUUACAAUUCAAACAAGAAAGUGGGGCGCGAUAAGCAUAGGCUUGUGGAGCUUGCUAAUGAGUUUAGCCGAAGCAUGGGGCUGGACAACCCUCCGGCCAUUCCCAAGCUCGUUCUUGGCAAGAUGGGGCUUAAGAAUGUCCCUGGAUUGCGUUCCAAGUAGCUCCGUUAGCAGCCAACCUAGUCAGUUGAUUCGGUUGUCCCGAUUACUUGUUAACAAUUGAAAAACUUAAAUUUAAUGUUAGAGAUUUUGUAGUUGAAGUUGAACAACGUAUGCUGCUAUGCGAUGCGACACAGACAACACAAACUUAAACACAAACUAUUGUUGUUUAAAAUUUUUUUGGGAUACAUGUGGAAAGUUGAAGUUUGUA
Messenger RNA from Pyrus x bretschneideri (Chinese white pear), 2788 nucleotides. Its product is annotated as DEAD-box ATP-dependent RNA helicase 31-like. Gene Ontology annotation, cellular component: chloroplast. Gene Ontology annotation, molecular function: RNA helicase activity; nucleic acid binding; ATP binding. Bases 82 to 2580 code for a protein of 832 amino acids. The record is from RefSeq and is a predicted model, not a curated record. Lineage: Eukaryota; Viridiplantae; Streptophyta; Magnoliopsida; Rosales; Rosaceae. The transcript has 10 exons.